AUUUUUUAUUUCAAAUAGUAAUCAAUUAAAGAAAGGAGAAUAAUUAGAAUUUAAUUAAAUAUAAUGUUGAUAAUUGAAGAGCAUUUGCAUACAGGAGUAUUAAUUUAUAUAUGGACGAAAUAUAUAUGGCGGCAGCUGUUAGAAUCCCGACAGCGUUCUAUUUUGAAAACUUAUGAGGUAGCACCUGUUGAGAUUCAAGAAUUAAUUCGAGACGACGAUUAUCGGAAUUAUCAAGUUUAUGCUCUUUAUAAAAAUGUUUUGAAUGUAUUCAAAGAAACCGCCAAUCUUGGUCUCACAACGAUAUUUAUUGUGUUUCGGAGCUACAAAAAACUAUGGAUGCGCUCUACUGAAAUUCUGAUACACCUUGGAUUCGACGAAAGUCAUGACGCUUUACGAACCACGAUAUUUCUAACUCUCUUGAGUUCUUGCCAUUUUUUGGUAAACCUGCCGUUCUCCAUUUACGAAUCUUAUCUUAAUAAUGAUUAUGAACAUAACGAAAGAGUUACGAUGGUCGAAGCUGUUUUGAGUCAUAUAAUUACACAAACAAUUAUUUUCCCAUUUGCAUAUCUACUAGUAGUGGUUUUUAAGAUGGGUGGUGAUAAUAUUUUUCUUUAUAUGUUUUGCGUUGCCGAGCUUGAAGCUAUUUUUGAUUUGUUUGAUCACCGAAUUUUGGAGCCAUUACCACCCUGCGAGCUUCGUAAUCAGUUAGUUGCUUUCACGGAGGAAAAUGAUUUUCCUCUUUUCGAUAUUUUCUUGGUUGAGAGUUCAGGAAAUCACCAUAGUAAAGUGUUUGUUCAUGGUGUGCCCGGACAGAAGAUAAUCGUUCUUUAUAAUAACAUUGUCAGUCAUCAUAGGAAUGGUCGUCAUUCAGAAUUAUCCAGUCGACUCUUGACUGUUGAUGAAAUUUUGGCUCUGGUUGCUCAUGAAAUUGCUCAUUGGAAACAAUGGCACACCUUUAUUAGAUUCCUCGUACACCAAACACGUCUUGUUGUUCAUCUGGCAUCGUUGAGAUUUGUAAUGAAUUACAAACCUAUUUAUGAAGCUUUCGGUUUCGAAGAUAAGCCAUAUAUAAUAGGCAUUGUUUUGCUUCAGUUUUACCCAAUUUUCGAUGUAUGCAACUUUAUGGCGAGAGCCAUAAACAGACAGCUAGAAUUCUCGGCAGAUAGAUACGUAAAAAGACUGAAGAAGGAUAGGGCUCUAAAAAGUGCCAUUGCUAAAAUUGGCAACCAUUUUUCUUUAUUUCCUGUUCAAGAUUGGUUUUAUUCUUACUGUUAUUAUGACCAACCUAGUUGCCAUGAGCGUAUACUUGCUCUUGAUAGAUAUAAAUCUUUUUAA
Molecule: messenger RNA, 1335 nt
Organism: Cephus cinctus (wheat stem sawfly)
Lineage: Eukaryota; Metazoa; Arthropoda; Insecta; Hymenoptera; Cephidae
Product: CAAX prenyl protease 1 homolog
Exons: 5
Coding region: 64-1335 (423 amino acids)
Biological process (GO): CAAX-box protein processing
Cellular component (GO): endoplasmic reticulum membrane
Molecular function (GO): metalloendopeptidase activity
Source: RefSeq, a predicted model, not a curated record